Torulaspora delbrueckii is the source of this 3939-nucleotide messenger RNA. It is a transcript of the gene LTE1, whose product is annotated as mitotic regulator LTE1. Bases 1 to 3939 code for a protein of 1312 amino acids. Gene Ontology annotation, molecular function: guanyl-nucleotide exchange factor activity. The record is from RefSeq and is a predicted model, not a curated record. Gene Ontology annotation, cellular component: plasma membrane. NCBI's taxonomy places the organism in Eukaryota, Fungi, Ascomycota, Saccharomycetes, Saccharomycetales, Saccharomycetaceae. Gene Ontology annotation, biological process: Ras protein signal transduction; positive regulation of GTPase activity. The transcript has a single exon.
AUGGAGGCAUUCAGCCAAAAGGAUUACUACCCAAUACCGUCAGAUAAUGUUAUUACGUAUGAUGGGGAGAACAAUGAUCACAGUAGGAAACGGCGGGUAUUGAAAGCGGAUUUAUUGGCAUUGAUAGUGCACUUAUCGUCACCGAUAGAUACUGUGGAUUAUAUGGUCAUUUCAGACUUUUUUCUCAUAUACAGGAACUUUGUCUCCCCUAUGGAGCUUUCUGACCUGUUGGUUAUGCGAUACCGGUGGUGUGUCAGUGAAAUCGACUCCGAGAGCCUAGAAAGGCGAAAGAUCGGCGAAAUAGCGUUAGUAAGGACUUUCGUAUUACUGAGGCACUGGAUACUGAACUAUUUUGUACAGACCUUCCUACCGGACGGCAAUUUAAGGCUGAGGGUGAUCAAAUUUUUGAAUGAGCCAUGCGAAUCACGGCCAAAGAUAGUGAAGAGCACAAUGAUAAACUUGAAAAAGGCAUGGAUUAUCUGCUCCAAGCGCGUUUGGACUAAUCUUUCGCUGAAUGAGCCCGCCUUCAAGAGUCAAGAUAACCAGUGGGUCACUUAUGAGAUUGUCGAUUAUACAAGGUUAGAUGAAGUAUGCAAGAGAGAUAGUCGGUUGAGCGCUUAUGCGAAAAAUGGAAGCUCGAGUCCCAACUUUCGGAAUCAGAGUGUCUUGUCACUUUUCAAGGAUUCUGUCGUUUUCAAAAUUCCUGAGACGAACAACAGAGCUUCACGUACAGCCUCUAUGGUUCUUUUCCCUUGUGAUAAUUCCAAUAUAAAGACCGGGAAUGGAAAGAAUACAGCGGAAAAGAGCGAAGCGCAACCUAACAAUAAGCGUAUUAUGAGCAAUUUCUCUAAGAUGACUAAUAUUCCUGAUGUGAUAAAGGACGUUCAGGGUUCGGUGUCUCCAAAUAUAGAUAAAUUGAUACCGCCUACGCCGGCUAAAAAAGUUGAACUUAUCUUCCAAGUACCUGAUAAUGUGGAAAGACCAAUAAACAAGGAUCAAAUCGAACACACAGAGCCUACCUCACAGAAACAUUCAGGUCCCAUAGCUCUUCUCCAUAAAUGGAAAAAGAUCCACACAACUUCAAGAGAUAAUUGCAAACAUGCUCAGUUAUCAGAAACCAGCGGAUUAACGAAGCCAGAAGUGGAAAAUUUUGUCAAGUACGUAAUCUCCAUCACUUCUUUGGAAAACAAGACUCCGGAACCGGAUAAUCUUCACAACCUAAUUGCGUCGAAAUUUGAUAUUUUGAGUGCAAGAACUAUUGAAGAAGUCGAGUUCUUGGUUUCACUGGAGAAUGAGCUCGUCAACCAAGUCAAGGAUGCCGCAAUGCAAGGUACGAAAAUACCAAUUAAUGAAACCGUCCAAGAGCUAGAGCGAGUUAAGACAAAUGAUCAAGGAUUCAGUGCAAUGGAUAAUUUAAACUUGUAUCACACUGUAAGCUCAAUAGCCAAAUCAGUAACGUCUUUGACCAAUAGCCUCAAUCAGCGUCCCAAAGUGCAGAGUAAUACGUUGUCACCCUCUCAUGCCGCUCUCGAAAGGCGAAAAGUGCAAAGUUCUGUUGCAGCAAUGCUGAGUUCUGAUUCCCGAUAUAGCUUAAUUAGCAGGACUAACAGUGGAAAAGGUAAUACUUUGAAUCAAUUAGUUGACGGCCCUCAGAGGCUAGUCUUCCAUGAUAUUACAUCUUCAAACCAAGAAAAGGAAAACAACGGCGAUAACCUCUCUUUCAGGAAAAGUGGCACACAGUCUCCAACUCGAUCAUCACCACUGCGAAAUAAUCUACCAUGCUUGGCUGAGGAUCCGCUUUCCUCAACGAGACCCAUCGAUAGAGAAAGAGGUUCUAUUGUUUCGAUAAGCACUUGUUCGGAACUAUCCACAUCAUCUUUAAAAAGGUCAGAUGAAGAAUCAUUGUUGUCCGUCGAAGUAGACAAUCAUGGAUUGAAGCGUAAGAUGGCUCAGAUUAACCUGCGAGAAUUCACUUUUGAGAAUCAGCAAGAAAUUGAUACCAAAGGACGAGACUCUGUGUCAUCAUUCGUCACUACUAGAGAGACAAUCGAAGAAACGCCUCCAAUGACUAAAAAGUUUCCAGUUAAGGGUGUGAGGCCAGCGAGUGGUCGCAUCAGCCUUAUGAGGAAGCAAAGUCCUGUGCCAUUGUCCCCGCAAAAUGCUCUGCUGUCAAAGGCAGAGGCAGCCAUCAAAGAUCUUGAUUUCCAAGAGAAGGAGGCGGAACUUCUGCAAAGUGAGAUAGAAAUGGCUCAAUUACAGAAACAGACAGCACUUCGAUUAUCUAUGGCAGCUAGCGUCAACACUGAUGUGCUUUUCGCCUCACAACACAACAGCCCACAAAAGAUGAUAAUGGAAGAUGACAGUUCUCACAUUAAGCUAUCGACAACUCCUAGCGUGCGCUCAGUCAACCGUGGAACAUCUGUGUCCACGAAGAUGACUACAGAUUCAAUGGAAGAAUUGGCUGAAGCUCCAGCUCACAGUAGUCUAAAAGAUGAACUUCGUAGACUCGAGCCCGAAGUUUCAGUGGAAUCAUCUUUUGGAUUUCCAGAUCUGAAUGUUACAGAUCCUUUUUCGGAGGGAGAGAACUCGACUGGUAUGAAGAACAAGUACCUCUUUUCACCUGAUGGCGAAAGUGUGGAUCUUGCCUCUCCUGCCAAGAAUGUGGAAGAAAUAAAGGACAAGUUUCUCAACAAAGAAGAGGAUGACGAAGAAACUGAACCGCAAGAAGUACCAGAAGUCGCAAACGACCUGACACGGGAUGCAGAAAAGGCUAUCAUUGACCUGAAAAAAAAAGCUCUGGAUCAGGAGAAUGUGGUCAAUAUCGCCAGCUUACCUGAUGACUCGAUUCACGAUGACCCUGUUAAUGUGGCUUUGAUGAAACUCGAAGGCACUUACAAGAGAAAUGGUAACGGAGAGGAGGAAGAGAUCGACGGUAGCAAAUCUUCAUCUGUUCUUGCCCGGGAGGUGGAUGUGUUGGGUAUUAAAAACUUGUCUGUCCCGCAGGUGAGUCCCGCUGACAGGCGCAGGUCUUUACUCAUCGAGAAGAGGCGCCAAACCAUUACGAACUUUCCCUUUACACCUAGUGAUGAGAAAGAGUACGUCGAACCUCAACCUGCUAAUGUGAAAGAACUACUGAAAAAUUACGAGCUCAGGGACCCCAAUCUACUUAUCACAAACAGCGAACUACAUGUGCCAUUCAUUUUGAUGUACGACUCGCUAUCGAUCGCUCAGCAAAUGACUUUGAUAGAACGAGAAAUUCUUGGCGAGGUGGAUUGGAACGAACUGCUCAAUUUAAAUCUUUCACACUCCCCUCCACAAGCCACCAGCUGGCUCCAGCUACUUGUACAAAAUGAAUCACUCUCUGGUAUUAACUUAGCAAUCUCCAGAUUCAACCUGACCGUUGACUGGGUUAUUUCUGAGAUUGUCCUGACCUCAGAUGUAAAACUGAGAAGAAAUACCAUCCAAAGGUUCAUUCAUGUCGCCGAGCAUUGUCGCGUAUUCCAAAACUACAACACCAUGAUGGAAAUAGUUCUCGCACUAGGAUCGACCGCCGUUCAAAGGUCAUCGGAAGCAUGGAGACUGAUAGAGCCCGGUGAUCUGAUAACAUGGGAAGAGUUGAGGAAAAUCCCAUCGCUGGAUAGAAAUUACUCGGCGAUCAGAAGUUUACUAAACAACGUUGAUCCCUUAAAAGGUUGUGUCCCAUUCAUCGUCAUCUACCUUUCUGACAUAUCACUCAAUUCAGAAAAGAAGAAUUGGAUCGUCAUGAACCAAGUGGUUAAUUACAACAAGUUUAACACCAACGUACAAAUUGUCAAGAAUUUCAUCCAGAGGGUCCAGUGGUCCAAAUUUUACGAUUUCACAGUCGACCACGAGCUGCUCAGCAAAUGCGUCUACCUCACAGCAUUGUCACCAGACGAAAUCACCCAACUGACGGGCUAG